This is a messenger RNA of Dreissena polymorpha, 1205 nucleotides long. RefSeq lists its product as uncharacterized. The transcript has 2 exons. The record is from RefSeq and is a predicted model, not a curated record. The coding region runs from base 247 to 678 and encodes 143 amino acids. Lineage: Eukaryota; Metazoa; Mollusca; Bivalvia; Myida; Dreissenidae.
UUACGGUUAUUUCGUAAUUUAAAGCUAUUAAUAAGACACAUUCAACUGUUUUACUUAAUUUAUAAAAAUCCUCGCACCAUUAUUUCAUUUAUAGGUGUAAAAUGCAAGUUCAGUUUACCAAAAGUAUUACGACAUUUUAAAUACGUGAGCUGGACUUAACACUCUAUAACAUCUAAGACAGAUCACUAAUGAUAGAAAACUAAGGGAAGUAACCAAGCUGCGUCACUAAAAGAAUUUUCAACUGAAAUGCAAUAUGAACAUCUGGACCACACAUUGGAUGAGCUGGACUCCUGGAUGAACAAACUGGAAGAACAGAAUGACAAUCUGAGUGCCGAACUCGACGCCUUAUUGGAGUCCAGCCGUCUAGUACGACGCGAACUGCAGCAGGAAGUCAGCAUUACCGCCGCAACUGAAGAACUCCAGCUGGAUAGUGGUAUUGCCAGCUUGAACAAGGGUGAUUUUACAUUGGUGGGAAAUAUGUUUGAGGGUACACAGGAUUGUGAUACGUGGUCAUCAGAAGUACACAAUGUACAAAGUGUAAAUGAAUCUGAUACUUCAGUAGUACAGAAUGUUCAAAGUGUUCAUGAAUCUGAUAUUUCUGGUCAGGAUGGUAGUCAAACAUAUUCAAACGAUGAAACUUAUGGCGUUUGUACACAGGCAAAUCAAGACAAUUCUUGAUAAUGUUUGAAAUAUUAAGAAUAUUUUUAAAGAAUUAUUUGUAUUUAACAAGAUGUAAGUGUUGUCAAAUAUUUAUUCUUUAGUGUAAUCUACAUUUAUCUGUAUAAAUUGCAUAUAAUCCUUGUACAGAGUCCUACAUUAGAAUGGUAUAGUUAAGGCACAAACACAAUGAAAUACUAUUUCAUAUUCUUUAUGUUCUAGCAGUUUAGUGUUCACUCACCUAUCUCCCGUUUUUGACAGCAUACAAGCUGUGGUCAGAAACAAUUGUUAUCUGAGACAGAACAUACAUUUAAAGUGACACAUUAUAUGGCAUUCAUUAAUGUUCUGGUUUAAUAUAUUGUAUUGGUGUUGUUUGUUGGAUGGACGGUACAAUAAGAAGUAUUACAAGCAAUAUCUAUUGGUGUUUUAGUAUAUUAACAGAUCUGUACAAAAUGUAGUAGCAUGAGUGUUUAAUAAAUAACGUAUUUGUAUUUUGAUAUCUUCUAUUAUUGUACAUGUAUGUUUGGAAAAAAAAAAUGCAAUUUUGA